Messenger RNA from Poecilia latipinna (sailfin molly), 3499 nucleotides. It is a transcript of the gene lpin2, whose product is annotated as lipin 2. The transcript is spliced from 18 exons. NCBI's taxonomy places the organism in Eukaryota, Metazoa, Chordata, Actinopteri, Cyprinodontiformes, Poeciliidae. Gene Ontology annotation, biological process: triglyceride biosynthetic process; positive regulation of transcription by RNA polymerase II; cellular response to insulin stimulus. The coding region runs from base 67 to 2658 and encodes 863 amino acids. The record is from RefSeq and is a predicted model, not a curated record. Gene Ontology annotation, molecular function: phosphatidate phosphatase activity; transcription coactivator activity. Gene Ontology annotation, cellular component: cytosol; endoplasmic reticulum membrane; nucleus.
CCACUGUUUGCCAAAAUCUUCUUAUAAAACCCACUGCCAAUGUAACUGAUUACUUUCUUAGUUUUCAUGUUGUUGUUUGAUGUUGUUACAAAUAUCAGCCUGAAUUUUCUUUCAUGUUUUCAGAUUGAUAUUGAAGUGAAUGGUGAUCCUGUGGACCUGCAUAUGAAACUUGGUGACAACGGAGAGGCAUUUUUUGUCCAGGAAGCCGAAGAAGAAAAUCAGAUUAUUCCUGCCCACUUGGCCACAUCCCCAAUACCCACAGAGAGUCACCUGUUCUGGAUGUCGGCGGUCGAAAACCGGGCACCUAAAGAUCCAAAUGAUGAUGAUCCUCUUGACCAAGAAGACCCACCUGAGCCCCCUGCUCCCAGUGCCACUGCCACAAAAAAGAAAAAAAGACGAAGAAAGAAGCACAAAGGAGACCCUCGCAGAGAAGAGCUGACCCCACCGGUGUCUUCUGGUAAUUCUGUCGCUGCUACAACUGCUGCUGUGUCGGGCACUGGACAAAAUGAAGAGAUUUUUGAGAUGGAUCUCAGCUCUGAUGAAGAAUCCGCACCACAUGUAUCGAGGUCACCUUCAACUUCAACAAUCCGUGACAUAGACCCCAAACUGCCUACAGUCAGACAUAACCUGGAAGGUUACCCGCUGUCCGACAGUGAAUGGCCAUCAGGCGAUGGCCAUAGCUUGUCCCAGGCCUUUUCCCCAAAGAGCGACUCUGAACUGGUGAUGAAGUCUUCAGAGAGUUUGUUGAGGGCUGAGUCCCAUAUGCAGUGGACCUGGGGGGAGUUUCCAGAAACAACUAGGGUCACACGCAAAGAAAAACCUGAACCAAUAAAGACGGUGACCAUCACCCCAUCAGAAAGCACCCACUUCCGCGUCAUCCUCAGCUCAGAGGCUAUGGCGAAUGAAACGGAGACUGAAAAGGAAGAUGGAGGCCCCUCAGUGUGUACCAUAGUCAAGCCUGAGCCACGUACCCCUGUCACCACUGUAACACCCGGCAGCCUAACGAGCAUCAGCACCGUGACGUCUGAGAGUCCUUUAACCCCAACAGAACCUCCUGAUGUCCUUCCAUCCAAUGUGACCACCUCCACCCCUUCAAACAGCCAACAUACCGAUUCACCCUCCAAGAAGAAAGGAGUCCCAAAGAGGAGUCAGCAUCAGGGUCCAGAGGACAUCUACCUAGAUGACCUAAAUGUCCUUGAACCCGAUGUGGCUGCAAGAUAUUUUCCCAAGAGUGAGUCUGAGGCAACAGCAAAGCACUGGAUCGACUCAGAGAUGCGUUCUGGUUCCCAGUCUCCACAGUCCGUGGGUAGUGCAGCUGCUGACAGCGGGACAGAAUGUCUUUCUGACUCGGCCAGUGACCUCCCUGAUGUCACUCUUUCUCUGUGCGGAGGUCUCACAGAAAAUGCUGAAAUAUCCAAAGAAAAAUUUAUGGAACAUAUCAUCACAUAUCAUGAGUUUGCUGAAAAUCCAGCAAUCAUAGACAACCCUAACUUAGUUGUAAAGAUAGGAAAUAGGUAUUAUAACUGGACACUAGCUGCACCCUUGAUUCUAAGUCUACAGGCAUUUCAGAAGAAUUUACCAAAGGCUACAGAGGAGGCUUGGAUGAAGGAGAAAAUGCCAAAGAAAUCAGGUCGCUGGUGGUUCUGGCGAAAAAGAGCAGACAGUUCAGUCAAACAGUCUGAAACAAAGCUUGAAACCAAGGAGGAGUGUCAGCUAGAGGAAGGAGAACCCUCUAUUUCUCACGAGAAAUUGGCUUUGCCGUCGAAAGCAGGAGACACCUCGAGUGAUGAGGAAUCCAAGGAGGUCAGUGCUGCGUCCUGCCAAGAGAGGCUGCAGCCAGCAGAAGGACAUCAUUCCACCCCCCACACUUACAGGAAGUCACUACGUCUUUCCUCAGAUCAGAUAGCUAGUUUGAAACUAAAGGAGGGACCAAAUGACGUGACAUUUAGCAUUACCACUCAGUACCAAGGCACAUGCCGUUGUGAGGGGACCAUCUACCUGUGGAACUGGGAUGACAAAGUCAUCAUCUCUGACAUUGAUGGUACCAUCACCAAAUCAGAUGUGUUUGGACAGAUUCUCCCACAGUUGGGGAAAGACUGGACCCACCAGGGCAUUGCCAAGCUGUACCACUCCGUGGCCGAGAAUGGCUACAAAUUCUUGUACUGCUCAGCUCGGGCUAUCGGCAUGGCCGACAUGACGAGGGGCUACCUGCAGUGGGUCAACGAUGGAGGCAUCAUCCUGCCGCGAGGACCGCUCAUGCUGUCUCCCAGCAGCCUCUUCUCUGCAUUCCACAGGGAGGUCAUCGAGAAAAAACCAGAGAUCUUCAAGAUCGAAUGCCUUACAGACAUCAAGAACCUGUUUCAGAAUAACAAGCAGCCUUUCUACGCUGCCUUUGGGAAUCGAGCUAAUGAUGUUUUUGCCUAUAAGGAGGUUGGAGUCCCGCUGUGUCGGAUCUUCACAGUUAACCCCAAAGGAGAGCUGAUCCAGGAGCAGACCAAGGGCAACAAGUCAUCCUACGGCAGACUUAGUGAGCUGGUGGAGCACGUUUUCCCUCUGCUGAGUAAAGAGCAGAACGAAGCCUUCGUGAUGCCCGAAUUUAGCUCCUUCUGUUAUUGGAGACAGCCGCUACCAGAAAUCAACCUCGACGAACCGCUCUAACCGCUGCACAGACUCUCACCCAGCCAUUCAUCUGUGCGGGGACGAGGCGUAAACAAACGUGGAGUGGAUCCAAUAGCACUUAGGCACACACAGCUCUACGACUACCAGAGAAAACAGGGUUAAGACGAAACUUAAAACAUAACUUGAAAACUGUAUUUAUUUUUCACGAGUGGAGAUUAACAUCAGCUGAAACUUCAACCACUGGAAAACGGACUAAUCGCUUACUGGUGCCAGGUCGCUCUGCUCGACGACCGGCCUGUAGUUGAGUGGUGCAGGGAUAGCAAUCUAAAAUAAAUAUUUUUUCAAACAGAAUACUUUUAGUAACUCAGAAGGCACUCAGUUUCCUAAUUUAAUUUCAUUUUACACAUUUCUUAAUUAUACAGUGUGAGAGGAGUUUGGUGAGACCUGACGAGAAAAGUGAACACGGAUUGUAACAGCUGGCUGAUGUCAGAUUUCCCCCAACCGUGAUGCUCAAACUCAUUGGUUUGCAGGAGCCUACUGUAGCAACGCUGCUUGAAGUUCAGUUUUUCUGACACUCUUUACUCACGUCGCACAUUUCUAUUGGCUUCUUCUAAAGGUCAUGAACUACGUGCGCAGUGAGUUAUGUUCGAUAUUGUUUGUAAUCGAGGUAAAAACUCCGUGUAUGCCAAGAAUGUAUGGAUCCGCACUUAGUUGCGGCAAAAUGAAGCAGCUUCAUGGUUUAUUGUCCAGCGGUUGUUGUAAAAUGUUUGUUCUGUUGUACAAGCUUUGCAGACCUUAUGUGUUCUGUUAACAACAGUAAUUAUUUAAAAUUAAUAUAUUAAGUUAUUGAUUUCUGUUGUAAUUCCAUUGCUUGUCAGGA